CGCUCUCAGCUCUCCAGCUUCCACUUCUUAAAGUUUGAGACAGCGUCCCUGCUGAGGGAAAAAAGAUGGAUUUUCAGUGCGGAUAUUAAAGGCAAUAGGAUUUAAGAAACCAGAACGAUUGAGGUCACCACUAAAGUGUACAUUUCAUUCAUACGUUAUUUUAUUUAACCCCCUUUUCCAUGGCGACGGCACGGUCAUCGAUAAGCGCUCUGUACUAAGUACGCGAGGGAUUUUGUUGUCUACCUGGGGAGGAAAUCUGGAUUAACAGAUAAACUGUAAUGGCUAACUAACGCGUUUCUCUUUUGGACUACCGUGAACGGAUUUACACUCCGAAAACUCCGCAGAUGAAGAUGGCUGUGUGUGGAGGAUGCGCGGCGUCCUGGAGGAGGUGUGUGGUGAUGAGUCUCAGACUGCUGUUCCUUCUCCCCGCAGGUCUGCCUGUCCGCAGUCAAGGAGAAUCCCAAUCCGAUAACAAACAGAUGGACAAUAUCACCAUCAGACAAGGAGAGACGCUCUUCCUCAGUUGCUCACAAGGGGACUUUGUGACACACACAGCAUGGCUGAACAGAUCAAGUAUACUGUACGCUGGAGAGGAUAAGUGGUCUGUGGACCCCCGGGUGAGUUUGGUUACUCUGAACCAGGAUGAGUUCACCAUCAAGAUAGAGGAUGUGGACUUGACAGACGAGGGCCAAUACAUCUGCGCGGUGCAGACUAGCACCAGACCCAGGACCACUUCCGUGCACAUCAUCGUUCAAGUUCCUCCAAAGAUUGUGAACCUUUCAAAGGAUCUUGUGGUGAACGAAGGCUCCAACGUCACUCUGAUGUGCCUGGCUAACGGAAAACCAGAACCUGCCAUCGUCUGGAGAAUAAUAUCACCUGCAGAUGACAGCCUAAGCUCAGACAAUGAGGUUCUGGAGAUUCCCUUCAUCAGCAGAUAUAGAGCAGGAGUGUACGAAUGCACCGCAGCGAACGACAUUGCAGUGGACACACAGACUGUUGAGCUCACAGUCAAUUUCCCUCCCAGUAUUUCAGAUGGCAGAGAUGUUGGCGUGACCCUGGGUCAGAGAGGUGUCCUGCUUUGUGAGGCAGAUGCUGUACCCGAGGCAGAUUUUGAGUGGUACAGAGAUGACAGGAGGAUCUUCAAUGGCUUUGAUGGCAUUGAGAUCGAGAAUGACGGAGCACUUUCAAAGCUGACUUUCUUCAACGUGUCCGAGGCAGACUAUGGCAAUUACUCCUGCGUCGCUGUCAACAAACUUGGGAGCGCUAACACCAGCAUCGUCCUAUACGAAAUAAUUGAACCCACUAGUUCAACGCUAUUGCAAGUGGAGACGGCUUCUGUUUUAGAAAUGACUUCAUCCGAUUUAGAGCACACAGCCUUUGAAAACAAUGAUUUGUUGCAAGGACCCGGAGCAGUUCAGGAUGGAAACAGCGGCACGUCUACGGUCUUCACACCCACCUGUCUACUUCUCAUCGUACUUCUACAUCUCUUGCUCAAGUUUUGAUGCCGAAGAUGUUUUCAGUGGAGAAAAAAUCACUGUUUGUGUGACAUCGCUCUCAUCCUGGAGUCACAAAUCGUGCAUGGGUUACCAAAAAUGCCUGGAAAUGUGCAUGGGGUACCCAAGUACUUUCUUUUAAUGAAGUAAUCAUGCAUUUCUUUGGUUUAUAAUAGAGUUUAAUAAUGUAACUUCUCUUACAUUGCUAAUCAUCACACUGUUUUGCCCCAAGCGAAUACAGUUUUGUAUUCCGUAAAAGCAAAAGACAGAGAGGCAUGUCUAAUUUGAAAUAUUAAAUUGUAUUUAUUUUUGUGACUGUCAUUUUAAUUUAACUCUGUAACUUCUUAAGAAUUCAUAUAGAAUACAGUGUGAUAGGGGAAUAAUUCAAGUCAAAGGCAUGCGAUAAGAAAGGGCAUAUCUCUCAUUUUUUAUUUUGAAUUGUCACUAUGUUUUUACUAUACAGCAAAAUCAAAAUAAGCAGCAAAAAAGACACAAACACACGUUUUUGCUCUGUAAUAAUCACAUCAUGUUUCGUUUUGAGAACUUCUAAUCUGCAUUUUAGCAUUUAACACUCACAACCGAAAACAAUGCG
Messenger RNA from Rhinichthys klamathensis goyatoka, 2085 nucleotides. RefSeq names its product neurotrimin (gene ntm). The record is from RefSeq and is a predicted model, not a curated record. The transcript is spliced from 9 exons. Gene Ontology annotation, cellular component: neuron projection. Bases 345 to 1502 code for a protein of 385 amino acids. NCBI's taxonomy places the organism in Eukaryota, Metazoa, Chordata, Actinopteri, Cypriniformes, Leuciscidae.